UUUCCUUUCCACAAUCAAAGCAAAGAUGGCGCCGUCCAAAACGAAACAUGGGAGUGCUUCUGCGGAGAUUCCUGGCGGCUUCACAGCUCUCCCAGUGCAGUUCUCCCAGUCCAGUCAGGCCCAUCACUGGCUGUAUCUGAAGGAGCACAGAGUCCGGGCGGAGAGCGGUGUCACGCGGCCCCUCGACCGGACCCUCUUCGUGCUCAACAUCCCCCCGUACUGUUCAGAGGUGUGGACUGGACCCUUGACUUAAUGCUGUCAAGCACUGUGUGCACAAUAAGAGAG
Lepisosteus oculatus (spotted gar) is the source of this 285-nucleotide messenger RNA. The record is from RefSeq and is a predicted model, not a curated record. Lineage: Eukaryota; Metazoa; Chordata; Actinopteri; Semionotiformes; Lepisosteidae.